Molecule: messenger RNA, 895 nt
Organism: Micromonas pusilla CCMP1545
Lineage: Eukaryota; Viridiplantae; Chlorophyta; Mamiellophyceae; Mamiellales; Mamiellaceae
Source: RefSeq, a predicted model, not a curated record
UUCGCGGUGCGAACGCUGCAAGCGGAGAUGGAGCGCAUCAUCGGUUCGCUCGAGGAAGAGGCCGCGCUCGCGCCGUCGCGACGAGGUCGAGCUCCUCGUCGCGGAGUUUGGCGUCAUGGACGCCAAGCUCGUCAGCGCCGUCGACCGCGGCGCGCCCGAUCUCAUCGACGACGACGCGCUCACCGAACUCGCGACGGACAUCCCGGAUCUCAAGUCCCGCCUGGGGAUCGCGGACGAGAGGGCGCGGAGUUCAUGUCGAGAGGCGUGCGGAUGUUGUUCAACGACGUCGGGACGUCUUUCGGUUCUUCGGCAGGGCGGUGACAGGAAGCACGCUGCGGCCGCGGGAGGUGCAGACGAUUCGCCGGACGACGCUGGACAUCUUCACGUUCGUGCCGUUCGUGAUCAUCCUGAUCAUUCCGCUGACUCCCGUCGGGCACGUGCUCAUAUUCUCGUUCAUUCAGAGGUACUUCCCCGCGUUGUUUCCGUCGCAGUUUUCGCAGCGGCGGCAGGAGCUCAUGAAGAAGUACGAGGACCUGCAACUGCAGCUGAAAGAGGCGGAGAAGAGCAAGGAGAUGCGCAGGAGGACGAGGCGCUCAAGGGCGGUCAGCGCGGUCGAGAGCCUCAUGGUCGGCGGCGGGAGCGAGGCGGAGCUCGCCGCCGCGCUCGCGGGUCCCGGCGGGGAGGGCGACAAGAAGGAGAAGGAGCGAAACCUCUUCGGGCUGAAGGGGCUUCGACGCAUGGGGUCGGAGGACGAGGAAAACAUCGAGGAGCUCAAGUCGCGCGCCGCGAUCGCGUCGCAGUCGCUGACCGAGGACGAGGGCGACGACGGCGCCGCGGCGACGGAGUCGCGAUGAUGAACGCGCGCCCGACGCCGUCGCGCUCCCGUCGCGUUUGA